This is a messenger RNA of Tetrahymena thermophila SB210, 2214 nucleotides long. RefSeq names its product ribosomal protein S9. NCBI's taxonomy places the organism in Eukaryota, Ciliophora, Oligohymenophorea, Hymenostomatida, Tetrahymenidae. The record is from RefSeq and is a predicted model, not a curated record. Gene Ontology annotation, cellular component: mitochondrial small ribosomal subunit; ribosome. Gene Ontology annotation, biological process: translation. The transcript has 9 exons. Gene Ontology annotation, molecular function: structural constituent of ribosome; RNA binding.
AUGAUGCUAAUUAGAAAAUCUUUAGCUAUCAGCUAAACUUAAAAUAUUUUAAAAGGCUUGUUUAGUGUUAGGAAUUCUAAAGCUGCUUAGCAUUAGAUUAGAAGCAGAAAUUUUUUUGAAGUUGAUCCUAUAUUCCCUGAUGGUAAGGACGAUGAAUCUAAAUUAUACAGAGAUUUUGAAAGAACCAAAUUUGGAUCUAAUCAAAGAGACUAAAGAAUUAUUUUUGAAAGACAUACCAGCCACAUGAUGAAGAGAAUAAAUCAAUCUCUUGAAAGAGAAGAAAAAAUUAAAAAAUUAAAAGGAAGACAAUAUAAAAAAUAAAAAGAAGAAGUUUAAGCUAUUGCUGAAAAUGUAUUUUUGGAUGAGGAAACUAAGUUACCUUAUGGUAUUGGAUUAGAUGAUUAUAUUGAACUUAUCAAAGAAGAAUCAAUUACAACUAAGACUGGUUAGUUCUACAGCACUUUAGAAGUUAUAUGUAGAAAAAUUGGUGCUUACAACGAUGUUGAACUUGUUAAAUUAUAUCAAUUUAUUCUUGCUGAAAAGGUUGCUGAUUCCUUCAAAAAUGAAGCUCGUUAAUUCUUGCUUAAACGUCUUAUCCAAGAAAUCCAAAAGCUUGGCUGGAAUUCAUAAUAGGCCAAAUCCAAGCUUUCAAGCUAUUUAGAUUCUUCAAAGGCUAGCAACGAAUUUGUCGAAAAUGCCUUAAAGGAGGGCAACUCUGAAGGAUUUGCACAAACUAUUUCCACCUUAUUUAAGGAAGAGUUAAUUUCUUAAGAAGCUAAGAAUCGUGCUAUUACCAACAUUUAAGAAAAAAUUCGUUUCAACACAAAUUUAAAGAGGGUUAAGUAGCCACCAAGAAGAAUUGAUUAAGAUGAUCCAUUCUUCUCUGAAGAAAGUGAUUCAGAAUCAAACUUUUCUGAACCUCUCUUCAACUUUGAAGACAAAAAAGCUACAGUUAAAGAUCUUGUAGAUCCUUUCAUUACUUAAGGUAGAAAAUAAUUGGAAACCUAAUUGAUUUGGGCGAAAGUUAAAUAAAACUAUUAUGAUAACAAGAGAAAGUUUUAUAAGGAAAAAAUGUAUACUGAAGAAGAUAAAAGCAAAGAAGUAGUUAAAAAAGAUAUGACUCUUAAUGUUAUUGACUUCUUAAUUGAUUCCAAGGAUGAAUAAGAAAUCAAAACAAUUCUUGAUAAGUACAACCUCGUUGAUGAGGUUAUCCCAAAACCUGAAUUUAAAGAAAUCUUGAAAAACAUCGAUUACCUUGUUGAUUAAGCCUCUACCUCUAUUAAGGUUUAGAUCGCUAAAGAAAAGAACCAAAAUAAAGACUUAUAUUUUAGAGGAAACUUCUUACAAGAAAAUUUAAAGCCUGAAGAUUUGAUGUGGAAACACUUCCAUAAUAACUUCGUUUCUAUCUUCCCAGAAAGCAUGCCCGAAUAAGAAUAAAUCAGUUAGUCUGUUCAAAAUGAAAACGAUAUCAGAUUCCACCCUAAAGAAUUAGAUAUUGUUGAUUAUGGUAGCAGCAAUUCAAAGGAAUAAGAAAAUAGAAAACGUGGUGAAAGAGAUCUUUCUAAGGAUAAUUAAAUCGAAAUUGAACUUUAUAGAAGAAUUAAGACUGACCCAUUCUUCAGACAUUAUAUUUAGAACGAAAUUAAAUAUUUCACUGAAAGAAUCGAAGACGGUGUACUUGAUAUUGCUUAAGUCAUUGUUCCUGCUGAUAGAAAGAAUGAUACACCCUUCUAUUACGAUCCAACUUUAGAAGAUAUCCCUCUUGAUUUGAUUGAUGAUGAAUAAUUAAGAAUGAAAUACUAAAAACUUAAAAAAGAAAAAGAUCAAGGAAUUAAAGUAUUUGCUUCUGGUAAAAGAAAAACUUCUAGUUGCCUUGUAGUGAUUAAAGAAGGUACAGGAAAAGUAUUUGUUAACAAUGAAAUUUUCUAUCGUUACUUUACUCAUUCAUACAACAGAAAUAUUGCCUUAAAGCCUAUGCUACUAUCCACCCAAUAUUGUGAGUAUGACCUCCAUUUCUACGUUAGAGGUGGUGGUGUUAUGGGUCAAUCUCAUGCUUGCCAAAUUGCUCUUGCUAGAGGUCUCACUUAAAUACAUCCCAACCUUAGACCUAUCUUCAUGAAAUUUGAUUUACUUCGUACUGAUUACAGACAAAAGGAAAGAAAGAAAACUGGUAGAUAUAAAGCCAGAAAAGCUCACACUUACGUUAGACGUUGA